UCGUCCGUAAACUUUGCUUGGAAGGUUCAGCCAAAUGAUUGGUACAGAGUAAUCUCAUAUCCCUAGCGGGAACUUUCAUUUGCCCACCACUAUAUACCCCGCUAAGGAUAUGAUGGUAGGACUUGUAAGGCCACCAUUUUCUGGAGUUUUUAUUAUCUUACAAUCAAAAUAAGAGACAAAAAUAAUCCCAUGCUGCAUCCGACUAAAGAACAAUGAUGCCAAUCAACCAACUUCCUUCCACUUCCACCUUCCAAUGAUUCUAUCAAAGUUACCAGAGAUGAUGAGCCCAAUAACUUGUUUGGGUAUCUUCUAACAAGUUUAAUCAAAAAAGUUGGACAGUCAACGGUUCAGAUUGGUAGAGCCUCGUGUCAGAGGAUCCCCCCACCUACCAAACUCAAAAAUGUUGUCUCUCACAGUCAACUAAUCCAACAGCAUCCAGCUUCCAGAUCCUCAUUAUCCACGUGUCGUUUAUCUAUUGGAAGAGCAGCAUCUAAAGUCAUGAACAGCCGCCGCAGGGAAUCACCAAUUACAGAAAUUUAAAGCAGCCCAAUUUGAGAAAUGACAAUAAAAUAUUACUAUUGGAGCCGCAAUCUAAAGCCAGGGUUUUUGAUCAAGAAAAUGGCUUUGGCAAGCUUGGCCAGAAGAAAGGCAUACGUGCUGUCGAGAAACCUGGCAAAUUCACCUGCUGAUGCGUUGAAGUACUCUUUUUCACUCAGCAAUUUCUCAAGGGGUUUCGCUUCAGGAUCUGAAGAGAACGACGUUGUUGUCAUCGGUGGCGGACCUGGCGGCUACGUCGCGGCUAUCAAGGCCGCACAGCUAGGUCUCAAGACAACCUGUAUCGAGAAGCGCGGUACCCUUGGUGGUACCUGCCUCAACGUUGGUUGCAUCCCUUCUAAAGCACUUCUUCAUUCCUCUCACAUGUACCAUGAAGCUAAGCAUUCAUUUGCUGGCCAUGGUGUGAAAUUUUCUUCUGUUGAGGUUGAUUUGCCUUCUAUGAUGGCCCAGAAGGACAAAGCUGUUUCUAAUCUUACCCGUGGUAUUGAAGGUCUAUUCAAGAAGAACAAGGUAAACUAUGUCAAAGGCUAUGGAAAGUUCAUUUCUCCCUCUGAAGUUUCUGUAGACACUCUUGAAGGUGGGAGCACUGUUGUAAAAGGUAAGAAUAUCAUAAUUGCCACUGGUUCUGAUGUCAAAUCUUUACCUGGUAUCACCAUUGAUGAGAAGAGGAUUGUGUCAUCGACUGGAGCUUUAGCUUUGUCAGAAGUCCCUAAGAAACUCAUAGUCAUUGGGGCAGGCUAUAUUGGGCUUGAGAUGGGUUCAGUCUGGGGCCGACUAGGCUCAGAGGUUACUGUUGUUGAGUUUGCCCCAGAUAUUGUUCCAACAAUGGAUGCAGAAAUCCGCAAGCAAUUCCAACGUUCACUUGAGAAGCAGAAGAUGAAAUUCAUGCUCAAAACUAAGGUGGUAGGAGUUGAUUCUAGUGGAAACAGUGUGAAGUUGACUGUUGAACCAGCUGCUGGUGGAGAGCAGACCACACUUGAAGCUGAUGUUGUUCUUGUCUCUGCUGGUAGAACUCCAUUCACAGCUGGACUUGGCUUGGACAAGAUAGGAGUGGAAACUGAUAAGGUAGGACGAAUUUUAGUCAAUGAAAGAUUUACUACAAAUGUGGCUGGUGUUUAUGCUAUUGGAGAUGUAAUUCCAGGGCCUAUGUUAGCCCACAAAGCUGAAGAGGAUGGUGUUGCAUGUGUGGAGUUCAUAGCUGGUAAACAUGGCCAUGUUGAUUAUGACAAAGUCCCUGGAGUUGUCUACACUCAUCCUGAGGUUGCAUCUGUUGGGAAGACUGAGGAGCAGGUUAAGGCUCUUGGUAUUGAUUACUGUGUCGGGAAAUUCCCUUUCUUGGCAAAUAGCCGAGCCAAGGCUAUUGAUGAUGCUGAAGGAAUAGUCAAGAUAUUGGCUGACAAGGAGACGGACAAAAUUCUGGGAGUCCAUAUCAUGGCACCAAAUGCUGGAGAGCUCAUCCAUGAAGCAGUCCUUGCCGUUAAUUAUGAUGCAUCAAGUGAGGACAUUGCACGCGUGUGCCAUGCACAUCCUACAAUGAGUGAGGCAUUGAAGGAAGCUGCGAUGGCCACCUAUGACAAGCCAAUUCACGUAUAGAAAUCUAGAUUUUACAUGUUAUUCUUCAUUUUGAUUUUUGUUUGAGAAUUUUCAACAUGACUCAGCACAAACUGUUCAUUUUCUUGUUUGUCUUUACUUGAAGCUGGUGGCAUGCUGGACUAGAGAUUUGCUUAUCUUCGUUCCCCAUCGUCUAAAUGGCAUAAUAAUGCAGCAUGUUCAGUCAUCUGUUUGAUCAUUGAUGUGCAAUUUAAUAAAAACUUAAUAUCUUGAAUCAGAUUUCAUGCUCUGGUGAUUCCCUGUUAUACAUGUAUUGAAGUUAUCUUAUGUUUGAGUGAAUAUUUUGUUUGUGAACAAUUCAGGAUUCGUUGUGAA
Durio zibethinus is the source of this 2481-nucleotide messenger RNA. RefSeq names its product lipoamide dehydrogenase 2 (gene MTLPD2). Gene Ontology annotation, biological process: pyruvate metabolic process; 2-oxoglutarate metabolic process. Gene Ontology annotation, cellular component: mitochondrion; oxoglutarate dehydrogenase complex. The record is from RefSeq and is a predicted model, not a curated record. Gene Ontology annotation, molecular function: flavin adenine dinucleotide binding; dihydrolipoyl dehydrogenase (NADH) activity. Lineage: Eukaryota; Viridiplantae; Streptophyta; Magnoliopsida; Malvales; Malvaceae.